Messenger RNA from Haliotis rubra (blacklip abalone), 2035 nucleotides. Its product is annotated as probable cytochrome P450 12e1, mitochondrial. The transcript is spliced from 10 exons. Gene Ontology annotation, molecular function: oxidoreductase activity, acting on paired donors, with incorporation or reduction of molecular oxygen; heme binding; monooxygenase activity. The record is from RefSeq and is a predicted model, not a curated record. The coding region runs from base 145 to 1692 and encodes 515 amino acids. NCBI's taxonomy places the organism in Eukaryota, Metazoa, Mollusca, Gastropoda, Lepetellida, Haliotidae.
UUACACCGUGGGCAAAACAAAACAUUACACCCAUCGCCAGCUGAGGUCCUUCGGUAUGUGGGUCAAAACAGCUCAAAGUGUAUUUACUCCAGGCACCGUUCGGAUUGCGCAAUUCGAGGUUUGAUAUAUACCUUGCAAAACGUCAUGGCGUGUUUGAAAGCAUGGCUGCGCUCACCAAAAGCUUUGUCGUCGUGGAAGGCGUGCGUCCGAUUGACAAGCAACGUCACUUCCGGUGGUUCUGUCACCGACGUGAAAUCCUUCGACCAGGUUCCAGGGCCAUCGGGGAAGUAUCUGUGGCCAGUCAUAGGACCCGCCUUCCAUUUCAAGCCUCUGGGCAAACUGUCCCCCGAGAGACUUGACCAGCUGUUCUUGAGGCUGCACGAGCAGUACGGGAGUAUCGUCCGGGUCAAGUUUGGACCAUGGUUUCUACUACUGGACAACCCGGCGGACAUGGAGACAGCUCUCCGGUGUGAGGGGAAGUACCCCGACCAUAUGCAGAUCGACAUCAUGUUGUACUACUACCAGAAAAACAAGAAAGUAAAACCACUUUCAUUGUCGAGCGGACCCGACUGGCUGGCCCUACGUUCCAAGGUACAGCAGCUGUACACACGUCCCCGUGCCGCUCUCUACUACCUCCCCUCACAGAACGCGGUUGCCGACGACAUGGUAAAACACUUCAUGGGGGACAAACUGUCUCCUGAAGAGGUCAAGGACGUCAUCUCAAGAUAUGUCACAGAAGGUAUUUGCGCAAUAUUUUUCAACAAACGGCUGGGCUUCCUAGCUCAAGGUGCGGAUUACAACAUCAAACAGCAGCGGUUUAUUCAAGAGACCAAUAACUUAUUCAAAAUCAUGAGCACACUGUACGUCCUCAACCUCCACCGACUCUUCCCGACCAAAGACUACAAAACUCUGGAGACUGCACUCAACUUCCUGACCGAGGAGUCGAGACGAUAUGUGACGGAAGCAAACGAGGAGAUAGCGAGGCGGGAGAAGGAGGGGACACUGGACCCGAAUGACCCUAACCUGCUGCUGGCCUUGCUGGCGUCCAAAAAACUGACCAUGGACGAAAUAUACAAUGUCAUGGCCGAGAACAUAUACGCCGGUGCUGAUGCGACAACGAGGACGUUGAUGUUGUUCCUGUACAAUCUGGCACGGUUCCCAGAAAAGCAGCAGGUUCUGUACGAGGAGAUCAAGUCUGUAGUGGGGACCAGCGACCAGCUUACGGAACAACACAUCAACGACAUGCCCUAUCUCAGGGCGUGUUUCAAGGAGUCUAUGAGAAUCAUCUUUAUCUUACCAACGGGUCCGUCAAGGAUACUUCCAGAGGACUCUAUCAUCGGCGGGUACAGGAUACCGAAAGGGACCAAUAUCGCACUGAGCUGUCCCCGACUUCUGAAAGAUGAAAAAUAUUUCGAAAAUCCCAACUCAUUUCUUCCCGAACGUUGGCUGAGAGGAUCAAGCGGAAAGAGAGAAAGACACAUACCAAGUAUAGCACUCCUGCCGUUCAGUUUCGGGCCUAGAAUCUGCCUCGGGAGACGAUUUGCUGAGCAAGCCAUAUAUCUGGCUAUCGUGAAGCUUGUGUCGCAGUUUCAGUUGUCAGUCGGUCCAGAGGAUGAGAAUAUUGAGGUCAUAUUCCGCAUCUUCGCGACUCUGAAUAGACCGGCUGACAUCACAUUUACAAGAAGGACCUGAAGAAGAAAUGUUUUGUUCGUUUGUCAUGGAGGAGCUUCUGCGAGCUACAUUGUUGUACAUCAUGUUUGGAAUACCCCAUCAAAGAAACUCUUUUUGUCCCCUGCUCAACAUCAUAGUUAAAACUAAUCAUUCCUGAUUAUCAUAUUUUCCAAAAUCCGGCACCGUUUUCUUUGCUGUUUCCAUGUGGAUAAAUGCCUUUCUGGAAAACAGAUGUUGAUAUCUCAGAUAUCAUAUAUAUACUACCGACAAUAAGUAUGGGAACACCAAAUUAUCAAAGUAUAUCAAAGUAAAUUUAAAGUGGCAGUGUCGGUUUAUUACAAGGGUAAAUAAAACAUUAUUUGUU